AUGGCUACCGCUGCUUCUGUGUGCCCUCUGCUUGGCUGGAAUCCCACUGGCUCAUUGCUACCGUAUGUGCAGGACAUUGGGCAAAGACCCGUCGAUUGUGACGAGUUUGCUGGUUCGAAUAGUAUAGUACAAAGUGCGCCUGCUGAGUCCGCAGGUACCAGGGAGGAGGAGCAAGGUCUCGGUCUAAUUUUCUACGAGUUCGAUCUGGGAGCUCAAGGAGCGUCCCGAUUAUAUCUAUCUCCUAUGGUUGAAUAA
Molecule: messenger RNA, 255 nt
Organism: Aspergillus ochraceoroseus IBT 24754
Lineage: Eukaryota; Fungi; Ascomycota; Eurotiomycetes; Eurotiales; Aspergillaceae
Exons: 2
Coding region: 1-255 (84 amino acids)
Source: RefSeq, a predicted model, not a curated record